AUGGACGGAGAACCAGAGGAGUCAGAUGAGGACGUUCAGGGAGAGGACAGACCCACUGUGCUCUGGGAGAAGUGUAUUCAGCAGAGCAUCUUUGUUGACCUGAGUGAGGAUGAAAGUCUCCACCUCAGUGAUUUGGAGAGGUCUUUAGUGUUUCGUCUGUCCCAGGCAGAGUCUGCUGCCUCCGAGGCCAGCAUCCAUCUCACUGGUAACUCGGAGCUGUCAGCCUUGGAUGUCACCUCCUCAGAGUCCAGUACUGUCAGUAGUCAAAGUGAGAGGGGGAUUGAGAGCAAGACCAAGAGCAGCAUACUGCACGUUUCCGCCCAAAGACCAAACACAAUGCAAGAUGAGCCCCCCUUAAAGCUGCGGGAUGAGGACGCAGGGCAAGAUACUAGUGAUGAAGAACAGGAGGACCUACCUUAUGACGGUGACCUUGGAAGCAUCUACUUCAACCAGAGAGCUAACUCUGAGGGCAACAUGGACUCGGAUGGAAGAGAAACGGUUCAUGCGAGUCCUGAUGUUCCUGGGUUGCUUGAAUGUAACACCAGAGAUAGAGAUGAUAUUAGUGAAUGCUUGGUUUCUGCUGAGCAAAACAUUGAGAAGCCAACAUCUUUGUUGCAAGAAGAUGCCAACACAAAACAGGACAACUUUUUUGAUGCUUCCAAGCAAAGUGAGGUUUCCCCACCAUGCCCUUAUCCUGCAGACAUUAGCCAGCUGUUGCUGAGGCAUUUCUCCCAGGAGGAGCUGCUGUGGUCAGGUAGGCCGAUCGAGGCAGAGACGCUGCCGGAGGUGUCCCUACUGGAGAGUGUGGAUGACACCAUUUUAAGCUGGGCUCCAACACACAACAGCACAGCGAUUAAUAGUAACCACUCAGAGAGCCCUGCUUGUAAUUCUGAGAUUAAUCAGAGUUUCUGCUCCGACAGGACGGAUGAAAAGUCAAAAAAAUCAAGUUUGGAGGAAGAAGCAGAGAGCAAAAAUGAUAACAUCAGCUUUGCUGCUUCUAACAGCAUUUUAUGCAGCUCUGUAAGAACAGACGUGGAGCAGGGCAGUGGAGAUACAAGCGCUAUAGAUGUCGAGAAGCAGGAAAGCACAGAAGAAGAUAAUCAGAUUCAAAGAGUCCCACUUGUGCGCACCAGGUCCUUCAGCGAGAUGAAGUACGGCCAAGGCCAAGUCCAUUACCCACUCCCUGACUUCUCCAAGGUCGCACCCAAGGUAAAAAUCCCCAAAGCUCCAAGCGGACCAGCCAAACCUGUUCCUCAGAGCACCAUGCACAGAGCCCAGUCUUCUCCAGGGAUGUUAGACGUGAUCAGCAGAGUCCUGGAGGACACGGUCCAGCCAUCAGAGAAACCCUAUGUUUUCAAAGACGAAGACAAACAGACUCCUCCAGCACUGGUGCAUCACCUGCAGGCUGAAUAUGAUAAAUUACUCACCAAAUACGCUGAGGCAGAAAACCUUAUAGAUCAAAUGAGAACAGAAACCAACACUCAGCCCUCCUCAGAACUGAUGCUUUAUUUAGAUUUUGGUGAUGAUGAUGAUGAUGAUGAUGAUGAUCAGGGGAAGUUAGCUGAGGGAAGCCAUCUUGGAUUAAAGGCUCUUCGCCUUCCCCCAUCAGAAAACGUUGGUGAAAAACAAGAAACAAUCCUCCAGAGCAACAUUGAGGGGGGGACAACAAUGUCCUCAAGCCAGCCUGAGGACGGUGUCAGUGAUGGGGAAAGAAUGACUGCUGAGCUGACAGACAUCAUCGACCAGUUCAUGCAGCAGGUGGAAGAGUUUAAAAUGAGCGUGAGCAACAUGUUAGUGAGCACAGCAGAACAGCAAAUGAUGUUAAGGAGCAUUAUGGAGGCCCAGGACCAACUGGAGAGACAAUACAUCAGUAAAAAGGAAGAACACAGAGCUCUGGAGAUGCAAAACUACAUGGGCCUGUCCAGGAACACUGGCACCUUUGACCCAAACAGGCUGGUGGAGGGAGACAUAUUCAGGAUAGGGAUGCUCCUGGAGGACAUAAAGGAGAUGAUAGACAAAAACAUGUGCGAGCAGAUUUCUCCUCCCCCCUCAUCCUCCACCCCCACGCCCAUGAAAGAGAUGCUGCGUUUGAAGCCCGGUCCUCCCUGCAUGCUCUCACCCUCACCUCCACCAUCAUUACAUGAGGGACCAAGUGCAGAUUUUUCCACUGUGGGUUACAAAAUGGAGGCACGGAAAGAGGAAGAAAAAGAGGAGGGAGUGGAGGACGUCAGAGCGGUCCAUGGGGAUGGUGGAUGGCAGCAAAGCUGUGAACUCAAAACAACCACCUCUUUACUGAACAAUACUGGACACAUCUACUGCCAUUCAGGGAGCUCACGGGGCUCUGUGAACGGACUGCAAAUCCAGACAGCUGAGGCUGAAGAAGAGAGGAGCUCUUCAGAGGUGACAGAUCACAGUGACAUCUUAGCACACUUGAGUGGAAGUGGCUCAUCGUCAAGACGGAGGCAGUGGACAUCCGACAGCCAUAGCACCCAGGAUAGUGUCCUGAACCCAGAGGGUGAAUGUGAUCUGGGUGAUUGUGCGAGUCUGGCUGUGGAGGUCUCGUCUUCCUCAGGUGCACCCAGAGGCUCAAACACCCACAGCCUCUCAGAGCCUCCUCUCAACACCUCAUCUGUAUCACAGAGGAUUGUGAGCCCAGAGACAGACAGUGGCUUUGGGAGCUCUUAUUUAAAUCAAUCAGCGUCUGGACCGUUUCAACCAAAUCUGCUAACAGAAAGCGUGCAGUCUCAGAAUGAUGGUUUAAGUAGCUCAGACAGUGAGGGCUCCGGCUCCAACCUGCAGACAGCCAUCCACCCAGCCACCCGGAGGUGGGCCAGUCCCCACCCAUCUGUUCAAACACAGUCCUGUGGUGCAGCAGCAGCACUGGAGCGCUGGGUGGAGAGCACCACUAGGGAGUCUUCAGUCAGGCAGCAGGGAUCUGAACACAGUCUGCCUGCUCAGCUGCAUCACCACAUGUCUGAACCUGUGCUCAGCACCACCAUGGAUACAGAAGAGAGAAGCAGCCCGCUGUAUUCCUGCUCUUGUAAUAGUGAGGCGAUACUGGCCUUACAGUCAGAGGUAUCCCGGCUGAAGAAGGACCUUGAGGAGGGCUUGAUCCAGCUGCCUCACCUCACACAGAGGAUGGACUAUCUCACCUCUAAAUACAGGCUGGAUCGUCAGGAACGCAGGACUAAAACCAGAACAAGGACCCAUCACAGACCAGCAUGCAACAGUGAAUGGAAGCUAUCAAGUAGCACACAAAAAGUGAGCGACCUCAGUUUGAGUCAGGUGAAGACAGAGGACUGGAUCUCUUCAGACAUGGACCCCAGCAAGAGCAAAGACACAGACAGUGGUGACACAGCCGGCUCUGAGAUCAUGUUGCAGUUUCACAAUGUGCCUGUAGGGAGCAGGAGAGGCAGCGGCAGCAUGCGCGGGGCACAGCAAUCCAACAGAGGGUCAGAGGCAAACAGCUCAGUGAAAACCUCCGCUCUGACCAGCGACGUUUCAAAAGGAGGGACAGCUUCUGAGCUGUCAAAGCAGAGAACACAGACAGCCGUCACAGAGAGUUUUUACUCCAACGAGAGGUGGUCUCUUUUCUCCUCUCCAUCUCCUCAGAAGCCCCUUCUCCAGGUCAGCUACGGCUCCCACUGCAGCCUGCCUGCAAGCUAUAAAGUUAGGGAGCCGCCUCUGCACUCCAUGUCUCAUCACAGAAAACGCUCCACCCAGUCAGACACAGCGCUUCUACCCAGUAAUGUGUACUUCCAGCGGACACCAUCCCCAGCGUCAGUCCCCUUAAAGACUGGCAGCAGGACAGGCAGACGCAGAGGGAGCAAGGAGGAAGAAAUUAACAGGACUCUGGACCAGGCUAUUGAGGUGGCCCGCAGCAUGAAGAGGACGACCGCCCGAAUGGCCAGAAGACUGUCAGCUGACCUGGCUGAGGCUCAGCUCCACAGGAAGCUGCACAACAUGAAGCCACUAGGGGGCAGGAAACACCAUGCAUUAUAA
Molecule: messenger RNA, 4002 nt
Organism: Plectropomus leopardus (leopard coralgrouper)
Lineage: Eukaryota; Metazoa; Chordata; Actinopteri; Perciformes; Serranidae
Gene: aknad1
Product: AKNA domain containing 1
Source: RefSeq, a predicted model, not a curated record